Molecule: messenger RNA, 370 nt
Organism: Papilio polytes (common Mormon)
Lineage: Eukaryota; Metazoa; Arthropoda; Insecta; Lepidoptera; Papilionidae
Product: COX assembly mitochondrial protein 2 homolog
Exons: 2
Coding region: 101-349 (82 amino acids)
Cellular component (GO): mitochondrion
Source: RefSeq, a predicted model, not a curated record
ACACUUUUUCUCGUAAAUAUGAUAAGAUUUUAAUUUGCUAACAUUGGUUGAGAUAUUAUAUUUAACAUAAUUAAUUAGUUACAUAAUAUUUAAAAUCGGAAUGCAUACUGAUUUAUCACCUCACUUGCAUACUCAUGAGUGCAAUAUCCUAAUAAAAAAAUUACAAGAUUGUCAUGUUGAGCAUUCCUUCCGAAAAUUUCUGGGUUAUUGCAACGACUUUGAUAGGGAUAUGAGAAAGUGUUUGAAAGGGGAACGUAUAAGACGUCAAAAGGCAAACCACGAAGAAUCUAUAAGAAGACAUGCCGAAAUUAGAAAUCGGAUAUUAGCUCAACAACAGGCUAAGCAAUAGUUAAAAAGAAAAAAAUGGAAU